AUGAUGGAUCUUUCACAAUUCAUGCACAAGUUGUUGGAACCGGUACCCCAAUAUGUUCUAGGUUGUUUUCCGGCGAUAGCGAUUGUAGGCGCGGCUCCUGUGGAAAAAUUUUCGGAAAAGUUUGUAUGGAUGAUACGUUGCCUAGGGUGCCCAUUUAUUGGGAUUUUUUACGCUCUCAUUGUAGGGGGCAGUAAAGAAUCUCGGUGUUUAUUUUGGCUCCCGGCAGAUUACUUUACUAAGAAAAAAAAUAAUAAAAAACUCAAACUCAGACCGUUCGGAAUACACACUAAGAUACUGGAAGAUAAAAAGGUUAUAGAAGAAUACGUAAAUAUGUGCACAGCAAAAGCAUCAGUUCUUGAAAGAUUAUCACCGUUAAUUUCAAUGUACUACAUUGUGAUUGGCAUCUUAUCGGGAAUAUCUAGAGCGACAGGUUCAACUGCUUGUGAGGACUGGCCAUAUAUACCAUUAUUAUUAUCUUGGACACUUCCAGCGCUCUGGAGACGAGUAUAUUCAGGAAAUUUGGUAGUCAGAGAUCCUAAGGUAGAAUUCAGUGAAUUCGGAGAAUCCAGAAAAUUGGAAUUCAAAGAAUCUGGAGAAUCUGAAGAAGACAAAAUAAUCAUGGUGGUCGAUCUAAAUGAUAACGUUAAAUCUGGAGAAUCUGAAGAAGACAAAAUAAUUAUGGUGGUCGAUCCAAAUGACAACGUUAAAUCUCAUAAACUUUUUACCGUUUCAGUAACUACUUUUAUAUUAAUAGUUUUACCUUGGAUUACACUAUUUAUUGCAUACUAUACACCCCCAAUAGGAGGAGAAAAAGAUUUAUUCGGCUUUUGUGAUGGGGUCAUUCAUACUUGGUUUGCUUUCUGCGGUUUCGUAAUAGCAAUUUUACUGCUUGUUCUGGGUUUAUUUAUCAAGAAUCCAGUAUGGUGGACAAAUCUAUUUGGAGAGUCUUGUCAUAUAUCGAUAUCAAAUACGGGAUGUGUCCAGCUAUCUGCUGUACCAAAUGUACCGACUGCUCCGAAAGUACCAUAUCGAUAUGUGCAGGGCGUAUUAUUUUGUAUUGUAGUAGGGCAAAGGCAAUUAGGAGAUAUAGGGAAUUAUGAGAAUGAAUAA
Molecule: messenger RNA, 1110 nt
Organism: Racocetra persica
Lineage: Eukaryota; Fungi; Glomeromycota; Glomeromycetes; Diversisporales; Gigasporaceae
Source: the annotation of a GenBank genome assembly